GAUCUUGGCCUCGUGUCGCAGAGCUUCGGGCAGGGGGCCGAAAGGCGCAUCAGCCUCUUCCGCGUGGCGCCGGGUGACGACGGCUUGGCGGCCGUUGAAGGCGCAGCGGAGGACGCCGCCCCCGAGGAAGAGGGCGCGCCCAGGGUGGACGUUCUCGCCGCGGCGGCGGGCGCGGACUCCGCGUGCUCCGGCGUGGUGCUCUGCGAGGAGAGCCGCGAGGCGCUGCUCGAGGCCGUGCGUCACCUGGUGCCGCCAGGCUGGUGCACCUCCGAGGCCUUCCGGGUCUGCGUCUGCCGAGGGCUGCUGCGCGACCCGCGCCCGCGCGCCGGCAG
Molecule: messenger RNA, 332 nt
Organism: Prorocentrum cordatum
Lineage: Eukaryota; Dinophyceae; Prorocentrales; Prorocentraceae
Source: the annotation of a GenBank genome assembly